AUGGGUGCGGGCUUUUUUACGUAUGCUGUUGCUUCUCUUUCCAUUCUGCUAUCAUCUGCUCUACAGGCGUUAGCGCCGCUAUCCUCUUCACCCUCUCCUUUCCUUUCUGCACCGAUGGCCCGAGAGCCUUUGCUUGCGACGAGGGCACAACGUGCGUUCAUUGCGACUGUGACAAUACAGGCUGUCGUGGUGUUGGUUUUGGUCGGCGUGACCUUCCGUCUGGUUGAUGAACACGUCCCUCUACGACAAACGAGAUACAAGACUCUUCCGUGCUAUCUCGCCCUAUACGCGCUCGCAGAGCUAUUCGAACUGUUCAUGGCCUUCGAUGCUUUGAGGCUCCGCAACGUUAUCCAACUCGUUGGACUGCUAAUAUUCCACGCCGCACUCAUGGUCUCCGCUGCUCUGCAAGUACACCAAACCAAGUCCGCUCUUGUAUCUCUUGGGGACGACUGUACCUAUAACUACGUGAAUUGUGGCGGGCCUGGUACACUAUGGCGGAAGAUCCAACCCCUCCUCAUCACUGCACCCUGUGUCAUCGCUGCAUCAUGGUUUCUCAUGCUGUUCCUCAUCAAGCAGCUCUAUGGUGAAUUUGGUUGGGCCAUCUUCCAUGUAGUCGGAGCAAAUCCCAAGAUGAAGACCAUGUACCAAUAUUACCAGAUCAUGAUUUGUCUGCUCAAGUUCGACUUUUUCUUCUUUGCCGCGGUCACGAUGCAGCUUCUCAUUCUCGUGCUCCAACGCAAUGAAGCAGAAUUUGGUGUUACCAUUGCCGCGAUACCUGUUGUUCUCCUCUUGCUUAUUUUCUGUGGCAUUGCCGUUCAAAGGGAAAUCAAAUCCGUCAUGACGCUCUCACUGGUGCUAAUGUUGGCGGCCCAAAGCUAUUUCUUAUACAAGCUCGUCCGUUUCUACCAACCUUCCUCCAGCGAACAAUAUGAAACCACCCGCGCAACCUUGACUGUCUUCACAAUCAUCGCCUUUCUUCUGCUACUAGCCACCUUCGCUGUUGGCCUACGUUGCUUCUCCGACUUCGACCGUGGACUGCAAACCUCCAAGGUGCACUCCGUGCCUAUCCGUCCAUCAGCGUCGACAAAGAACUCUGGCAUGAGUCAGAAAGAAUCAAGCCAACCCGGGGUCCCACUGGGUCCACGGAUAUCUAUCGAAUGA
Molecule: messenger RNA, 1161 nt
Organism: Cyclocybe aegerita
Lineage: Eukaryota; Fungi; Basidiomycota; Agaricomycetes; Agaricales; Hemipholiotaceae
Source: the annotation of a GenBank genome assembly